This is a messenger RNA of Selaginella moellendorffii, 1531 nucleotides long. RefSeq lists its product as uncharacterized. Gene Ontology annotation, cellular component: endoplasmic reticulum. Gene Ontology annotation, biological process: GPI anchor biosynthetic process. The record is from RefSeq and is a predicted model, not a curated record. Lineage: Eukaryota; Viridiplantae; Streptophyta; Lycopodiopsida; Selaginellales; Selaginellaceae. Gene Ontology annotation, molecular function: catalytic activity. The transcript has 4 exons. The coding region runs from base 1 to 1503 and encodes 500 amino acids.
AUGGCAGCAACACCGGGAACAGAGCAAGGAGCAAACAAAGAAAAGCUUUCAGAUGUCCUGCAGAGAGAUUGCUUGCAGGAUGAGCACGACGAGGCAGCCCAGCAGCAGGCCAAGAGUUGGAGACACUUCACUGACAAGAUUGUGCAACUCCGUUUUUGCAUGAGAUCACUGGCGAAGAAGAUUGCAACCAAGUUCCAGAGAGUUCACAGCCAGGUCUGCGCGGAAUGUAGGUGUGAGAACCAGCAGGUGCCGCAGCCGAGAUUCAUAUUCCGUGUUGUGGAAUCCACGAAGUCCGCGAGCAUGCGGGUGUUCUCGAGAAACAGUAGCAGUGGCGCCGGGGAUUCCUCGAUAACUGUCAGGCUUGCAACGAUGAACGUCGCAAUGUUCUCGUUAGCUUCUGCUGUUCCAGGUAACAAGUCUCAAACCUUAUACUUUCAUGCAGAAGAUCUAGAUCUCUCAUCAGUCAACGUUUCGUGCACUCUUUUGAAUCAUGCAACGUUGGAAGGAUACUCCAGCAUGGAUUGCUACAAUCCCACAUUUGGAUCUUGCCCAACGCCGCCGCUUGGUGCGCUCUUGCUGGAACCGAUCAGUCCGCCAGCAGACCAAGUCGAAGCCGAGGCGAUUGCAACCGUUUUCGCGCACCACCACCGCUCGAAGGUGAAUCCGGCCUUCAGCCCAAACCCGUUUUACAGCUUCCACUCGAGCCCCUGCAUCGAGCUGGGCACCCCGCUCUUCGCGAAGAGCUUCCACAAGGCCUCGGUGUUUGAAGUGCUGAGAGACUCCAAGGCGGACUUGAUAGCGCUCCAGGAAGUCCGGGCCGAGGAGGAGAAAGGCAUGUCGCCGCUGACGGACCUGGCCGAAGCACUGGGCAUGCACUACGCUUACGCGGAGAGCUGGGCGCCGGAGUUUGGAAACGCGAUUCUUUCUCGGUGGCCCAUCAAGAGUACGAGCGUCAAGAGGAUAUACAACUCUUCGGACUACAGGAACUUGCUCAAAGUGGUGGUGGACGUGCCAUCGUUUGGAGAGGUUUGCUACUGCUGCACUCACCUCGACCAUCUGGACGAGGACUGGAGGAUCAAACAGGUCUCGGCCAUACUGGAGGACACGAGAAAGGUGCCGCAUUUUCUAGCCGGCGACCUUAACUCUCUCAACCGGCCAGACUACUCCCAGGAGCGCUGGGCCGAGAUAGCCAAGGCAAGCUCUUUCUUCCAAGCUUGCCAGCUGCGAGCGGAGAACAGGAAAAUGGCUCCCAGGUCUGAUGUUAUGGAGAGAUUGCUGGUCGAGAAAGGUUACAUGGAUUCUUGCGCGGUGGCCUCUCCGGAAAUUCCAGCACUGGUUCGCGGCCAAGAGAUUCAAGGGACUUGCAAGCACAACACGCGGAUCGACUAUAUACUCGCGUCACCACAUCUUCAGUACAGAUUUAUCCCGGGCUCAUACAAAGUGGUGUCCUCUAGAGGUACCUCAGAUCACCACCUUGUCACUGUUGACAUUGGGUGGUCGUAAGGAUCAAAGAAUGCUUCAAACAAAACUU